Caenorhabditis angaria is the source of this 3624-nucleotide messenger RNA. Lineage: Eukaryota; Metazoa; Nematoda; Chromadorea; Rhabditida; Rhabditidae. The record is from the annotation of a GenBank genome assembly.
AUGGAUGAUUAUAUGAAUAAUUAUAAUUAUUAUCAGCCGCCUCCGGGACCACCGGGUUCGGAAAUGUAUGGUCAACCACAACAACCACCAAUUGGUGCACUUGGUUUAGAAGAUGGAAUGGGUGGCAUGCCAAAACCGGUAUGUUUCUGGGAGUGUCAUCUUUUCUCACCCUGUAGGAACUCUGUAAGGGAUCACUUUUAGUUUUAGCCACCCGUUUAGGGGUCAUCAAAAAAAUUCCUUAUCAAUCGGUGUCAAAAAAUUCCAAAAAACCUACUCAUCAUUUUCUUCUGCUGACCAGAAUGACCAUUACGUCAGCAGAAAAAGCCAACUGUCUCUCCCCACACACACGAAAAAAAUAAAGUUUUUAGUUUUGUCUUGUUCUCUUGUCAAGUGCGAAAUUGCAGCGAAUUUUGAGAGAGAAGGGUCAGAAGCAGGUUUUUUUGAGAAUAUUGAAACCAAAACAACUGUUUUAUCGAACUUUUUGUUGAAUAGUAUAGUCAGAUUUUUCUUUGGAGAAACAGAUAACACAUAUUUUUUUGAAUUUUUAUCGGAAGAAAAGGUCAAAUGCUCAGAAUUAUAUCAAAGUGUUUUGAAAUCAAUUUAAUUGCAAUAAAUGUGAUUUCAUUCUCGAAAAAAUGAGUUAAGUUCUGAAAAAUUAUUCAAAACUUGAGACGAACAAAGUAAAAUAAAUUACUUUCAAAACAAUCUGGAAAAACUUCAUAAUUUUUUCCACUUUUGAAAGUUUUCCAUAGAAGUGCAAUAUUAUUUUUUCAAAUGUAUAAAACUAAUUUCAGUAAUAAAGUUUCUACGAAUUUUGAAAGUCAAUUUCAAUAACUGGGGUCCUUACUUUCAUAUGAAAAUUUGCAGAACGACCCUCCACCACCUCCACCAGUUGUAAUCUGCCCUACAGAAGUCGAUCACAUUAAUGUAACUCUUGAGAAAAAUCAACAAUGUGAAUGCAAAGAUUGUGGAAAAUUGUUCAAUUCAGUGUGGUAUUUGAAGCAACAUGCAGUGAAACAUUCAAAUGAUCGACCUUUCAAAUGCAAAUUUUGUUUCAAAACUUACAAGUUUCGCUCAAAUCUUUAUCAACACAAAUGUCCAGAACGUCAAAAAUCACUUCAACAGUAAGUUUUCUGAAAAAAAAGUUGUUUCAGUCUAACUUUUUUUAUUUUCAGACGUCGUCGUGGCGGCGGUGGUGGCAGUUUAAUUUCACCAAAUCCCAAGAAACUCGAAAUGAAUCAAAUGAUCAAAACCAAAGUCGAACCAAUUCCAAUUAUGCACAACACAGAAGAACCGCAAAUUCCAAUGUGUCCUCCGCCACAUUGUUAUUCGGAAACUGAGGACAACGACGCGCCAAUCACUUAUGGUUUGGUGAUUCAGAAUUUGGAUCAAAAUCAGCUGCAACAACAGCAGCAACAACAAAUGCAAAUGCAACAGCAACAACAUAUGCAACCAGUGCAAAAUAAUGUAUGUUGCUCAUACUAAAUUUCAAAUUGUUCGGGGAAAGUACUGUAAUUCAGUUCUGACCUUUUUUUUAGAAAUUGUUCUAGAUUUCAAAAUUUUUAUUUUUUGACACAUUUUCAGCAAAAUCAAAUGUUGCUCAUAUUAAUUUGAAACCCUUUCAGAACUUCCCAAUGACAAUGGAUCCACUAAUGAAUGAUGCUGAAAAUGCAUUCGACAAAGAUUUCGAUUGUGUUCGCGGCCAACAACUUCCAACACAACAAAUUGAGGCGUUUGUUCAGAAAAAUAAGCAAAAGGUAUGCAUUAGUCACAUAUUUUUCCCAUUCCAUUCCAAGAAACAUUUUUCCCAACUGGUACGAGUUCUAAUUUCUAGUAAACUAAGAAUGACGUGUGUUAGUAUGUGUGUCGGGAGCUGUGAAAGAACAAGGCGGUUAGUCAGCGUUCCGCGCCCCGAUGAUGUCAUUUUGUGACAGUUACGGUGUGACCCAGUUGUUGCUGGAAGCGGCAAUGAGUUUGUAUUUGUGAGAAAACUUGUAUCUUUGAUGUUCCGCAGGGGAUUGUAAAAUAAGAAAAAGACCGAUUCACAUACUGUACCUCCUUUUUAUUUUGAUAAGGAAGCAGAAAUUUUGUUAUCUUCAAAAAUUCGAAAAAAAACAAGAGUUUUAAUACAAACAACAACAAAUAAUAAAUAAAAAUUAAAUUGAUAAUGAACUAUACGAUUUCAGCUUUUCUCUUGUCGCAAAUGCCGUGUACUUCUGCCAACUGAGGAAUCCUAUUUGCGCCAUUCGGCUUCACAUUCUGGAGAUGAUCUUUUCCCAUACAAAUGUACAAAUUGUCGUCAGGCGUUUGAAAAUGAUAAAGAGUUGCAAAAACACGCGCAACAUCAUUCAUUGGAAGAGGGACCUUGGCGUUGUGAUGAAUGUUGUGGACAAUUCAGAAGCUCAGUGGCGUUGAAAAGACACAAGGAUCAGUGUAGACCUUGUUUCAUCCCGCCUGUGCAGAAUAAUAUUGUAAGUUUGGAUGGAGAACAUCAAAGAACUCUAUUUUUUUCUCGAAAAAUUAACAAAAAACUACAUGUUUUUUUCUAAAAAAUUAAAAUUCAUUUUUUUCAGAUGGUAUCAGUUCACUCACCCUUUGAUCCAUUCUCUUUCAUUCCCGCUGAAAACGAGCAUCUCUUCUUGCCAGUUUGCGAUGAGCUUGCCAGAGGUGGAACAGAUUCUGGUGUCGGAAGUGAAGGUUCACCCAACAGUAUGUCACAAGCAUCACCAGAUCGAAGUGGAAUGUCAAUGGAAGAUGCUUUCAAUAUCAUCAACGACAAGAAAAAAGAUAAAGAAGACGAUGAAGAUUCAGGCUUCCGUUCUCGUCUCAAUUCAGUUACACAAUCUUGUUCACCCGAUUCAUUCGCAUCACACAACGGCGAAUCGCCUCCAAGAAAACUUUCUGGAAAUGCGUCACAUGAUCCGUCUGUAUCAUUUUUAGGUGGUUAUGGAACCGGACCUGCUUAUGGACAGCAAUUGUUUUUUGAGCAGCCGGCAGGGACUGUUGGGGGCGAACACCGAUUUGAUAUGCUUGCUGAGGAGCCCAUCUUCCUCCAAAUGAGCAAGGCAUCUCUUAUCUCCCUACCAUCGACCGCUUUUUCUACUGUAGAUAUUCAACUCGCCCCAGUCAUCAUUCAAUCGAUCACUAGAUCGAUGAAAGAGAUGAGCAUUGAUUCAGAAGUCUCUUCGAGAUUCGAUUCCGAUUUUGAUGCUUGUUUUUCUGAUGACAAUAAUGUUUGGAAAAAUGAUGGUUAUGACAAACCAGCUUCCGAACUUGAAAUGUAGGUUGAAUGAAUGAUUAGUGGGAGUUAUAAUUUUAUGAUUUUUCAGCACAAAUGAACACCAAAAACUCUUUGCACUCAUACUAAUGCUCAUUGCUGUUUACGUGAACACAGUGAUUGAAAAAUGUAAGUUUUGAUUUUUUUUAAGUGUUUUAAGAAGUGUUUUUCACUAAAAAUUUCAAAAAAAGAAAAUGCAACUUGUCUGAAAAUAUUUCAUAAUUUUCCAAGGAAAAAAAGUGCAUCACUCAAAAUUUCCAAUUCUCCCAGCUUACCUUUCCAUUGCGAUCCCUCUUAAUCCAAUUUUUUCAGACAUCUCGGUAUUCUCGAUCUUGUCACAAUUGUAA